Messenger RNA from Bemisia tabaci, 4015 nucleotides. It is a transcript of the gene SMC2, whose product is annotated as structural maintenance of chromosomes 2. The record is from RefSeq and is a predicted model, not a curated record. Gene Ontology annotation, biological process: chromosome organization. Lineage: Eukaryota; Metazoa; Arthropoda; Insecta; Hemiptera; Aleyrodidae. Gene Ontology annotation, cellular component: chromosome. Gene Ontology annotation, molecular function: ATP binding; ATP hydrolysis activity; protein binding.
CUAAUCCUCCCGCACAAUCCGUUACGUUUAGGAACUGAUAAUUCUUAUCGUAAGUUGAAGUUUUAGGAUUACAUCAAGCUGAAGUUGAUUCUUACGUUGAAUAUUUAAAUAAUUUAACUUACUGAAUCAAAAUUUUCUCGGUUUUUCGGUGUUCUCCUGACAUUAUGACCAAGUUAGAGCACGAAUUUGAAAUCAUAACCUCACUUUCCGUCCAUUGAUUGUUUUUGUUCUGAUGGCGGGCAAAUCGCGAUGUUAAAUCGUUUCCUAAUAAUUUUGUUGUGUUUGUGAUAUUGUAAGUUUAAUUUCCAUCAAAAAUGUAUAUCAAAUCCAUGAUUAUCGAGGGAUUCAAAUCCUAUGGGUCUAGAACUGAAAUCCACGGUUUUGACAAAGAAUUCAAUGCUAUCACUGGUUUGAACGGGAGUGGAAAGUCAAACAUUCUGGAUGCAAUUUGUUUUGUUCUUGGAAUCUCAAAUUUGUCACAGGUUCGAGCUGGAUCUCUUCAGGAGCUUGUUUACAAAAGUGGUCAAGCUGGUAUCACCAAAGCAAGCGUGACAAUAGUGUUCGAUAAUCGUGAUGAAAAGAAAAGUCCGCUUGGAUAUGAAAGAUAUGAAGAAAUCACCGUCACCCGUCAGACGGUCAUCGCUGGUAAAAACAGAUACCUGAUCAAUGGGUCCACAGUGCAAAACAAACGAGUGACAGAUCUUUUCAACUCAGUGCAACUCAAUGUCAACAACCCCCACUUCCUUAUUAUGCAGGGGCGUAUUACCAAAGUCCUCAACAUGAAACCACCAGAGAUCUUGUCCAUGAUCGAAGAAGCUGCAGGAACGCGGAUGUACGAAACGAAGAAACAGGCAGCGCAAAAAACCAUAGAGAAGAAGGAUGCUAAGUUGCAGGAACUAAAUGCUCUCGUAAAUGAAGAAAUAGCACCAAAAUUGGACAGGUUGAAACAUGAAAGAGGACAAUAUCUGGAACUUCAAAAAGUCCAACGAGAACUGGAGCAUGUGACCAAAAUUUGUAUAGCGUAUAAGUAUUUAUGUCUAGAGAAUACCAGUUCAAAAGCACAGGAACGCUUAGAAGAAGUAGUGACAAAAAUACAAAGCAAUAAAGAACAGAAGGAGUCUGGUAAUGCUCAAAUCAAAGAGUUAGAAAAUCAAAUUGAAGAAAUGCAGAGGCGGAAGUCUGCGGAAAGUGAUGGUCAACUAGAAGAAAGAGAGAAAGAACUGAAAGAUGCUGAGAAAAUCGAGGCCACUGCUGCUGUGAAACUAAAAAGUGCCAAAGACAACAUCUCUGCUGAAGAGAAGCGUUGUAAACAAAUUGAAAAAAGUAUUCAUGAGGAUGAGAAAGCGCUGGGGGUCAAGGAGGGAGAGUUGGGGAAAAUCCAAGACAAUUACAACACCAUGAAGACGGAGGAAGAGGAAGAUAAUGCGGCGCUCGCUGCUGCGCAGAAAAAAUUCCAAGCGGUCAGCUCGGGUCUCAUGGCUUCAGAUUCAGGAGGGGAUGCUACUCUUCAAGAUCAACUGAUGGCUGCAAAACAAGAAAUAACGCAAGCAGACACAGAAAGCAAGCAAUGUAGUAUGCAGCUAGAGCACAGCAAGAAGCAGCUGGCGGCUAGAGAAAAAGAAAUCAAGAAAACGGAGAAAGACUACGCAGAAGACACAAAGCAAUUGUCAGCCAUGGAGAAAGAGUUAACAGCUCUUGAGGGUGAAUUGAGUAAGUUCAACUAUGAAGAAGGACUGAUCGAGAGUCUUGGAGAAAGGCAAGGCACCCUGAAGUCAUCUAUCCGCAAGUUGAGGCAGCAAGUUGAAUCUUUUGAAAGCAAAAAUAGCAAUAUCAUUUUCCGGUAUCAGAAACCAGAGCCCAAUUUCAAUGAUGCAGCAGUUCGAGGAUAUGUGUGUAAAUUAUUUAAAGUCAAAGAUAAGAAAUUCACAACAGCUUUGGAAACAGCUGCUGGUGGAAGAUUAUUCAAUGUGAUAGUAGAUAACGAAAAAAUUAGUAACCUAUUAAUUCAAAAAGGCAGACUUCAGAAAAGGAUAACGUUUGUGCCACUAAAUCGGAUACAAGGAAAUGCAAUGGAUAAUAGGACCAUCGCGUCUGCAGAACAAAUCGCAGGCAAAGGUCGCGUGUUUCCAGCGCUUUCGCUCAUUGAUUACGAGCCUCAAUACAAAGCGGCUAUGCAGUGGCUGUUUGGUCAAGUGUUUGUCUGUGCAGAUAACAAAGCUGCAAAUAUCGUCUGUUACGACAAUAGGAUUAAGAAAAAGUGUGUUACGCUUGAUGGUGAUGUCUACAAUCCAUCUGGUGUUAUCUCUGGAGGUGCUGCGGUAAAAUCUGCUUCUGUUUUGUCACUUAUCGAAGAAAUGGGUGAUGUAGAGAAACAACUCGCUGCUCAAGAGGCAGAGUUAGCAGAGGUUGAAAGGGAAAUAGCACGCACCAGCAAAGUUGCUGCAAGCUAUGCUGCCACGAAGCAAAAGUUUGAAAAGAGGACCCAUGAGGUGGCAUUGGUGAAGCAGCGAUUUGCGCAGACGUCGCAUCAUCAGAAUCGCGAAGAGGUGGACGCUCUAAAGAAGACUAUCGAAGAGCUCGCUGAAAAGAUGGAGGUGUGCAAGCAGCGGCAGAAGGAGGGCUCUGCCAAGGUUAAGGAGCUCACGGACAAACUCAAAAACAUCAACGCCAUUCGUGAGAAAGAGCUCAAAGAGGCUGAGAAAGAAAUGAAUCGGCUCAAGAAAAAAUGCGACGACAGUCGAAAGAAAUGGAAACAAAAAGAACAAGCGUUCGAUACCCUCAAGUUGGAAAUUGAGGAGCUGAAAAAGAGUAUUGAGUCUGGGCGUGAGCAGCUGGCCACGACGCAAGCCAGCAUUGCCACGAUGAAAGAGGAGGUGGCAAAACUAUCAGAAGUUGUUUCGGAGAAAAAGGAUGCUGUCAAGGAACUCCAGGGUGUGGUUAAAGCGCUCAAGGAGUCCAUCAGCAAACAAAACAAAGAGAUUCAAGCCACCAUUCAUAAGAAAGAAAAACUUAUCAAGGACAUAGCCAACUGUGAUCUGGAGGUGAUAUCACUUCAACAUCAAAUGGAAAAACUGAAAGCUGAAGCUAAAGAUGCCGAAUCGAAGCUCAAAGAAAUGAUAAGAAGAUAUGAUUGGAUUGAGGGUGACCGACAAUACUUUGGCAAACCAAACGGUAUUUACGAUUUCGAGGAAAAUGACCCAAAGGAAGCGAGCAAACGUGUGGCAAAACUGCAAGAGACCAAAGAAAAGCUAAGCAGGACUGUGAACACGCGUGCGAUGAACCUCCUUGGCAAAGAAGAGGAGCAAUACAAUGAGAUGAUGCGGAAAAAGCGGAUCGUUGAAAAUGAUAAAAGGAAAAUCGAAGAUGUGAUCAAAGAGCUUGAUGAAAAGAAGAGAGCCGCGCUCAAGGUUGCCUGGGAGCAGGUCAACAAAGAUUUCGGCUCGAUAUUUAGCACUCUCCUGCCCGGAACACAAGCGAUGCUCAAACCGCCUGAUGGGAAAACGCUUCUGGAUGGUUUGGAGGUGAAAAUUGGGUUCGGUGGCAUUUGGAAGGAAAGUUUAGGAGAGCUGUCAGGAGGUCAAAGAUCUUUGGUUGCUCUGUCACUUAUUCUCGCUAUGCUGCUGUUCCGACCGGCACCAAUUUACAUUCUCGAUGAAGUUGAUGCCGCUCUUGAUCUCUCUCACACGCAGAACAUCGGACAGAUGUUGAAAGCUCAUUUCAAACAUUCUCAAUUUGUUAUCGUCUCAUUAAAAGAUGGCAUGUUCAAUAAUGCCAAUGUAUUGUUCCGUACAAAAUUUGUUGAGGGCAUGUCAACAGUCACUCGCACAACUGCCAAGGACAAUGCCCGGUAAUCUUAAAUGAGUUUCGCGUGUUUCCUAUAUUUUCUUUUUAAUUCCUUGUACAGUGAUUUUUCUUUUUGUUUUCUACUGUUAAGAACCAUUUUGAAAGAUAAUAUUAUUUUUUCACCUCCAUGUCUGUUCUUUCUGAUUUUGUAAUAAAUUUCUAUUUUGUGAAA